This is a messenger RNA of Schistosoma intercalatum, 7237 nucleotides long. Lineage: Eukaryota; Metazoa; Platyhelminthes; Trematoda; Strigeidida; Schistosomatidae. The record is from the annotation of a GenBank genome assembly.
UGUUUAUCUAAGUUAACAUGUGUCCCUUAUACAGAUCCUUGCUAGCGGGCACUUGGGAUGCAUUUGUGAAACUAAAUAGUGAAAUUUGUUCUCAAAUGGAAGAUCCUGAACGACAUUUCGACUGGGAUCAUGGAUUUCCUGACAUAUCUCCUAUUUCUAACAACACAUCUUAUAGCUCAUUCAGAGUAAAUCAGUCUCUAGAUAAAAACCUAGGCAUGUAUACUUUGCCUGAAUUUCAUAACGAAGAUAAGGACGAAUUUUUUAUUUAUGGGACGUGUAUAUCAGUACGUGGAGAGCAGUCUGAAUCCCGACCUGACUAUAUUGAUGAAACGGUAAAUGAUUCUUCAGUUCUUCCAGAAUAUACAUCAAAUGUUGAGGAAAGUUAUAAGUCAAAAAUUAAUGAAUUGCACAAACAAAUAAGAAACUUAGAGGAGGAGGCUAGUCAAGUUCCUAUUCUGCAGGACAAUUUACGUUAUUUGUAUGAAGAAAACGUACGCCUUCAUGAGAAAGAUGAAAUUAAAGAGUCUCAUCGAUUUCAAAACGGUGAACACAUUGAUAGCACUGAUGAAGAAGUAGAAGAAAUCGUUGAAGAGGAAGUCCGAACAUAUAAAAAGGCUCCUAAAACUGACCCUGUUGCUAAUGACUUUCCGAGUCCAAAUCACAUUGGUAACUUGAAUAACGGGAUCGAUAAGAGCCAGUUUCCUUCAGAAUAUUGGUCUAAACUGGAGUCGUACUUCUACAAACGCUUUUUAUCGGAACGACCUUUUACUCAUAAAAUUGCCAUGCAGUCAUCGGAAGCUAAUAAACGCACCACAGCUACUAUGGCUUGUCCUGUCAAAUCGUCCGAAUUUAGAUGCGUUGGUAUCAAUGUUUGUCCAUCCAUUCAGGAAGUUGGAGUUCUCUGUUCACAACCAGAAACACGCGAAUUUGGCUGCCUUUUUUAUGAAACCGAGUCGAUGACUAAAGAAUGGUUGAAUCGAGUUUUCCCAAAAAUGGAAGACAAAAAUAAGAAGAUUGUACACAAAGUUAUACGAAGCUUUUAUGAAAGUCGUGAAGAAUUUGUUAGUACUUUGUUAUCAAUUAUUAAAAAGUCUGUUUGUCACGUGGGUAUUCAAUCUCAAAUAGUCAGCCAAUCUCGUGGUUGUUCGCCUAUCCUGAAGGAAAUAGAAAAAACGGUCUCGAACCCGAACUUAGUCGGUCAGUCCCUUCAGUCACAGGUCUCUGAGUUUGUCCAGGCCAUGCCUGUUUUAAACAGUCGGUGUACUAUGACAAAACGUCAUCUGGGUGUUAAUGCUGGAUGUCUAACAGAGUCUCCCGUCUUACGUAGUCAAGGUACCUCCCCAAAAAAGGAUUUACGAAGUUUUACUACAUGUGGUGUACAAUACGAAAGCAAUGUAGAAUUGGUUCAUAGGGCUUGUGAUCCAAUAUACCCUGAACUAAAACGUAUCGCAUCAUCAACACAAACACUUGAGUGCAGCAAAAUGGUCACUGACGUUCCUUUACAUAAAAAGGAUAUCAUAGUAAAAUCCUACCGAUCUACAGAAUCCUUUGAGAAGACUGAAAAACUUCCGAGUAUUCAAGAGACAAAUGAUUCGAAUUCUGUUUGCAUUACUAGACCAUCGAGAUGUGAUUCUCCAAGGUUAAGCCAAACAAUGAUUCCAUUAUCGAGACUGCCUUCAUGUACAUCGAGUUAUUCUGAGGGUUAUACUGUAUCUACUGAAAGACGUAUGGUCGAUGAACUUUCACAACGUUAUAUGCUCUCGGAUAAAGUAAAUGUAGAUGAACUAAGUUCUGGUGGGCAGACUGCAUUCCAGGAUGUUAUGUCAAAAAGUGUUGAUUUAGGAAGUACUCAUGUUAUAAAAGAAUUCCAACCAACGGUCGAAGUUUUUCAUCAUAUCGGUGAUGAAAUUGAAGAAGUUGAUCCUUCUACUUUGCCAGAUGAAAUGCUAUCCCCAUUUCGAGUAAAUUCACCUCCUGGGUUUCCUCUUUCCCCUGAUUUUAUUAAUUUGAAAUCUGAUCACAGAGUGCGCCAUAGUUCCGGUUUAUCUAAUCCAUUGACUUCUGAUCCUCCUACUACGCCACCCGUAUUAAUACCUAUUAUUCAUGGACAAACUGCAAAACUCCCCGAGUCAGUUCCAAAACCAUCAUAUUCCAAAGUUCAUAGUAUGGAAAUUCUGAAACCUACUGCUGUCUCUUGGAUUCCUGUACGUAAUUACCGGUUCAUUUUAUCAAAUGAAGCAAAAAAAGCAUGUGAAUCUUUAAUUGGUUACUAUCAAGCUGAACCAACUGUUGGUAGAGCAGAGGAAAUGAAAGAUAAACUUCUGACUUUAGUGAAAAUUUGGUUUGAACUUGCUGCAACAUCACAAAUAGACUUACUUAGCAUUGAAGAUUUCAUUGCAAUUCUUCAUGAUCAUUCACCAUCUCUGUUACGCGAUGUAAUUCAAUCCAUCGAUGAAAACAACAGUACCUGUCUGCACUAUUCCGUUGGUCAUGGUGCUUGGCAAGUUGUCAAUCUGAUUUUGGAUACUGGACAUGCUCAUCCAGAUCAUAUUAAUCGAUCUGGAUUCUCACCAAUUAUGAUUGCUACGCUUAGUAAUAUAACUGAUUCUAGUGCUUUAAAAACACUUAGUCGACUAUUCAGUAUGGGUGAUGUUAAUCUCUGCACAAAUACAUCUGCUCGCCAAUCUCCACUUAUGUUAGCUGCAUUACAUGGAGGUGUAGAUAUUUGUUCUUUGCUUAUUGCACAUGGUGCUAACAUAAAUGCUCAAGAUACUUCUGGUAAUACUGCCUUAAUGUAUGCAAUAGAACACGGUCAUAUUGAUGUCGUAAAAUGUCUCCUUGGUUGUAGAGACUUGGAUUUAACUUUGGUCGAUAACAAUGACAAAAAUGCUCUUGAUGUGGCAAAGUCAAAAAAUGAUUUAGAAAUAUUGAAUUUGAUUCAAUUGGCUUAUAGUGUUCCUUCAAAGGCAACUUCAUCCACCACUGAAAUUUCACCUGGAACCAGAACAUAAGAUACGGGAAAAAUAAUCCAACUAUAAUUUCGGGUUAGCUCAAAUACUUUUUGCUAUUGCUGUGAGCAUAACUUUUCUUUAAUCUAUAUGUUCUGCACGGCGUAUACAAAAAUUUGCACAUACCAAUCCUAUUACUUCCUCUUGAAAAAAAGACAACUUAUUAGCUUUUCACGUUUUUUUUAAUAUUUUGGCUAGAUGUAUAAAACAGUUUUCAUCAUUGAUUCAAAUUUAAUUUUUCCACACUUCCCACUUAUUUUUACUAUCACAUUUUUUCGGGGUUUUUUUACGUGGGAUUAGUUGACUGGUGAUACCUAAAGAUGUGAAAUUCAUUGUAUAAACUACUUUAUGUGUUAGACCAAAGGUUACAUUUUCAUUGUACAAGGUUGAACCACAGUAAAACUUUUCAUCUGUCAUACAGUUAUAGACAAAGUAGAAUGUGCUUCGACCCAAGUUGUCACAUCUCACAUUAGUACAGUAAGAAAGGAAUUUAGGAAGGAUUUUUUAAUUAAAACGAGGAUUCAAAUUUAUCAUAAUUAUUCUAAAUCCCAUUUACAGUGAACCGUUUCAGCAUGAAACUUCAUAAUCUAUGAAGUCAUAUCCCACCUACGGUUGUAUGAACAUAUCCAGGUUUUCAGAUGUCUGGUCGAAACAUCCACCAUGAAAUCUGAAAUUUACUCUAAGAUUUUCAAUUCCCAGCCUCCAGAAACUUUAAUUUCGAACAAUCUCUUUGUAUCAGUUACAUGCAAAUUUACAUCUUAUUUCACACAUUCAAGCAAAUCUGCUCAGAAAUCAUUUUAUUUAACCAUUAGAUCGUGAUGUAAUCAUAGGGUUUGUAAUAACUCUGAAUUACCAUUUUCUUAGACUGACACGUCAAUACUUUCUACUCCUUUUGUUCCAUUUAAUUACUACGACCUUUGAAACGUCGCUAAGAACUAGGGGUUUAAUGUUAUUGUCGAAUUAACACUGUCCCAAGAAUAUAAGCAAAUGCAGAAUAACUGAGAAUAACUUGUUUUACUAUACAACCACCAUCGCAGUAAUGCUAUUUUUCAUUCAUCCUCAUGGUGAUUCUUUCAUAACCGAUGAUUUUAAAUUGUUAACAAAUUUUCUAAGCUUUGAUAACCCGAUAUUAGUUGAUUAAUGCUAAUGGUUUGCCCAUUAAAUUUAGAUCUUUAACAAUCAUUUUGAUUUCCCUUACUGAUAUGUUUCUCUCUUGAUGUGGAUAAGUGUUAUUCGACUUAAUUAACGAGAUUUUUUCCAAUGUAUAUUGAGUAAAUAAAAAUCUAGCAAAGGGAAUAUUUUUCUUUAUCAUAAAAUGAAUCUUUAUUUUCAUGUCAUUAAAGCAAAUGUCCUUCUAUCUUUUAUUUCAAAUUAUUUAUCUUGCCACCAUAUUUAUAAUUUCAGUAAAAUAAUUCUAUUUUUGAUGUAUAAAAUAUAAUGCCCAGUUAUAGUUUAUCUGUUUGAUUAACUCUUGUAUCAUUUCUGUUGCGUGUGUAUUUGUCCACCCCUAACAGUAAAGUGUGCUAGAAAAUUAGCAGAUUUCUUAUAAUGUUUUUCACUUUCAUUCUACCUUACCUAAGAUAUUUACAUAGAUCUUCAUUAUCCCCAUUGUUUGUAUACAAUGAUAGCUAUUUCUUAAAUUUCCAGUAACAUUGUCCCAAAUGAGGCUAUCUGUACAACUUUGAAAUGGGUUCUCAGCGGUAGACUUUAUAAACCUAUUUGCUGUUACAAUAUAUUCAUUCUAAAUCGUCACAUAAUCAAAUAGUUUAGUAAUUCUUUGUAUACAGAUGGUUAUUUUACGCUCUAUUUCUUCGACAAAAUUUAAAAAAUCACUACAACUUAAUUGAAUGAAUACCAAAGUAAAAAACUUGUAGUUUGUAGUUCUACCUCAGUUGCUGAACAAUUUUACUUUAAAGCUAUCUUUACUUACAGUAUUUUUCUUACCACUUACUUUCAAAUUUCAAUAAAUAAGUUCAUCGUUCAGAUGAUAAUUGAAACUACUCUUAAGCCCUUUAUUCAAAUAUAUAUUAUCUACAACAUAAACUGAAUAAAUAAAUACUCAAAUCUUCACUGUUAUUAUAAAUUUAUACGAAUAUUCGUCAAUUCUAGAACGAAUAGUUUGACAAAAAUUGUACGCCGAGUAUAAUAUUAUUAUAAAUGUUUGGUCACUAGGUUAAGGGAUACGCUUAAAAUUAUGGAAACAGGUCUGUAAUAAUGUAUAGCCAAUAGAAUUUUAUUAAUUCUACCGGCCCUUGGUUCCUGUUUAGCUAUCAUUUCGCAUAAUUAAUGAAAUUUUCCUGAAAUUUAUUUCACUCCUUGUUUCUAUUGCUUGAAUUUCUUUACAGAUAUGCUGUUGAACGAAGAAAUACACAUAAAUUACUGUUAGACCUAUGUGACUUACAUCAAAUUCCCAUCCCGAAACCAAUUCAAUAGUGUUUUUAGUUACUAUUUAAUAUUAAUUUACUUCUUUUGUUUUGAAAUAUUUUUUUUUCCCCAUAUUAAUACCAUUUACUCAGUACUUUAUUUUGCUUGAUUGUUUAAUAACUCCUACACUUCCUGUUUCUUGUAUUGGGAUCAUUCCUUUUUUUCAAUUUUUGCAAUUACUACACUACAUUUUAUGAAGGCUGUGUAUCUUUAUUCUUUAAAACAAUUAUAUUAAAAUAUUGUAUACUAAUUGUUAGCCAGCUUGUUUACUAAUUCUAUAUUUAUUUUAUAAGCUUUAUUAUGUUAUUGUUUUCGGAUAUUUUUAUGUUUACAAUUUAUUUAUACUUAUCAGUUCAUUACUACAGUUGUUGUAUUUUAUAUUUUAUGAUAGUGUAUGUUGGUCAUCAUUAUGUAUUUGCCAUAAUAGUAUUCGCAACAUUUUAAAGUGAUAAAUUGUUUGUAUACCUUAUAUAAUACACUGCCUUUUCUUUAUCACACCUGAUUUUCGUGUAAUUCUCCGUAGUUUAAUCAUAUUAAUGAAAAUGCUUACAAUGAGUUGUAGGAAAAAGUUUGGAAUGAUAAAUACCUGAUGAAUUCAGCAGGGAUUUCAUUUUCGGAUUUAAUUUACCACCAGCUGAAUCCGUGAAAGGAAAGAUCUAUACCUUCGAUUUGGCAAUAUCGAUUGAAGAUGUUCCUUACAUCUGUAGAAGUUUGGUCUUCGACGGUCAUUAACAUGAUAACAUAUAUGACAAUUCUUCAAACAGUUGUAGAUAACGUGUUACUACCGUCUGACAUUCAUAAGUGCUUGGGAUGUUCACAUAUUUGAAGAAAUAAUAUUUAAAGUAACUUAUAGAUUUCUGAUACCUAUACUGAUUUUGCUGUUGAUUCUUCUGAACACGUAAUAUUGUCAGGAUGAAAACUUAUUUUAAUCACUUCGCAGGCAACGCUUCCUACUAAAUUUGGGACAAAUGCUAUUAUUGGAAAUAGUCUCUAAAAAGUUGUUUAGUAGCUACUAAUCUAAGUCAAGUUCCAACCGGGAAAAAUGAGUGGAAAGUAUAUAGUAGUAUUUCGUUUACAUGACAUAAUUAUUCUAUUAACCUGAUGGCGUAUGUUUUGAUAGUAAGGAGAUUAAUUUUUCAAUGUUUCACAAGACGAACCUGAACCACAACAUACCAUAUCACAAUGUGAUCGUACGGAGCAAAAUUUGCUUGCUUUAAUAAGAACCUCCAGAAGGUUAGAUCAGUUCUUUGAAGUGCUAGAUGCCUAUAAAUCACUUUACUAACUUUUUAUUAUUGUAUUUUAAUUGUAGAACUUUGGAUUCUUCAUUUUCGCACCAAAGGAGGCUAUUAUUACCUUCACUUUGUGUUUCUCACCUGGAAGAACUUCGAACAACAUUCGUCCGUUCUCUCAUUUUGUACACCAUUUCGUGAUGCUGAUCAACUACAUUUUCGUUUUGUAUAUAUUAUGCAUGAGUUAUGUGCUUAUCAUUCGCUCUUCUCAGCUGCUCAUGGAAUUGUGUUUUCUCGGCUGAAUUUAGCAUUCUUAAUCUAAUUAGCAAGGCUGGGGCUCAGAGGAAUGCCUUAACUUGUCCUACUUUUUAUGCUGUUUGCCGGUUCAAGGUGAUAUCUUGAUCCUUCGAACAUAACCAUAGGUUCAAUUGUUUUCCGUUUUCACGACUUCGCCUAGUGUUUUGAAACAGUGUAAUUGUAAAACUGAUAAAGAAGACCUUUUUUAGUGAUACAUGCGUGUAUAGAUCAUCUCAUGCCUGCGCUUUGUUUACCCACCGACAAAUAUACUUAUUUCCC